Messenger RNA from Balaenoptera musculus (blue whale), 2103 nucleotides. It is a transcript of the gene PTDSS2, whose product is annotated as phosphatidylserine synthase 2. The record is from RefSeq and is a predicted model, not a curated record. The coding region runs from base 36 to 1496 and encodes 486 amino acids. NCBI's taxonomy places the organism in Eukaryota, Metazoa, Chordata, Mammalia, Artiodactyla, Balaenopteridae. Gene Ontology annotation, molecular function: L-serine-phosphatidylethanolamine phosphatidyltransferase activity. Gene Ontology annotation, biological process: phosphatidylserine biosynthetic process. The transcript has 12 exons.
AAGGCGCGGGGCAGAGCUGCCGGGGUCGGGGCGUCAUGCGGAGGGGUGAGCGCAAGGGCGCCGAGGGGCCGCGGCCGGGGUCCCCUGUGCCCGUGGGCAAGGCCUCGCUGGAGGAGCCGCUGGACGGCGCGGCCGCGGGCCGAGCGAGCGGGCCGGCCGCUGGCCGCCGCAGCACCGAGUCAGAGGUCUACGACGACGGCACCAACACCUUCUUCUGGCGGGCCCACACCCUGAGCGUGCUCUUCAUCCUCACCUGCGUGCUGGGCUACGUGACGCUGCUGGAAGAGACACCGCGGGACACGGCCUACAACACCAAGAGAGGUAUUGUGGCCAGUAUUUUGGUUUUCUUAUGUUUUGGAGUCACACAAGCUAAAGACGGGCCAUUUUCCAGACCUCAUCCAGCCUACUGGAGGUUUUGGCUCUGCGUCAGUGUGGUCUACGAGCUGGUUCUCAUCUUUAUACUCUUCCAGACCGUCCAGGACGGCCGCCAGUUUCUGAAGUACGUCGACCCCAGGUUGGGGGUCCCGCUGCCGGAGAGGGACUACGGGGGAAACUGCCUCAUCUAUGAUGCAGACAACAAGACCGACCCCUUCCACAACGUCUGGGACAAGCUGGACGGCUUCGUGCCCGCACACUUCAUCGGCUGGUACCUGAAGACCCUGAUGAUCCGUGACUGGUGGAUGUGCACAAUCGUGAGUGUGAUGUUUGAGUUCCUGGAAUACAGCCUGGAGCAUCAGCUGCCCAACUUCAGCGAGUGCUGGUGGGACCACUGGAUCAUGGACGUGCUCGUCUGCAACGGGCUGGGCAUCUACUGCGGCAUGAAGACCCUCGAGUGGCUGUCCCUGAAGACCUACAAGUGGCAGGGCCUCUGGAACAUUCCGACCUACAAGGGCAAGAUGCAGAGGAUCGUCUUCCAGUUCACGCCCUACAGCUGGGUCCGCUUCGAGUGGAAGCCGGCCUCCAGCCUGCGCCGCUGGCUGGCCGUGUGCGGCAUCAUCCUGGUGUUUCUGUUGGCAGAGCUGAACACCUUCUACCUGAAGUUCGUGCUGUGGCUGCCCCCCGAGCACUACCUGGUCCUCCUGCGGCUGGUCUUCUUCGUCAACGUGGGCGGCGUGGCCAUGCGGGAGAUCUACGACUUCAUGGACGACCCGAAGCUCCACAAGAAGCUGGGCCAGCAGGCCUGGCUGGUGGCGGCCAUCACCGUCACGGAGCUGCUCAUCGUGGUGAAGUACGACCCGCACACGCUCACGCUGUCCCUGCCCUUCUACAUCGCCCAGUGCUGGACGCUCGGCUCCGUGCUCGCCCUCACCUGGACCGUCUGGCGCUUCUUCCUGCGGGACAUCACCCUGAGGUACAAGGAGACGCGGCGGCAGAAGCAGCAGGGCAGGGACGACCAGGGCAGGGCGGACGGCAGCGUGGACGGGCGCCCACCAGGGCCCGACGACCCCUCGGGGCCCGAGGAGGCCGAGAGGGAGGGGGUGCCAGCACCGCACUGACGCUGCGGCUGGGCCUGCAGAGCCCAGGCCUGGCGCCCUCCACCCUCUGGGAUUCCGGCCAGGAGCCUUCCAGCGGGCCUCAGCCCUCAAGGUUCUAUCUCCCUCUUCUCCCGCGUGCACAGUGGGGUGGGGCGCGUGUGUGUGUGGCGUGUGCACACGUGUGGGUGCCUGUGUGUGUGUGCGCGUGUGCUCCUGAGGCUCUGGGGCUCGCCCUGGGCCGGCUGGUGCCCCCUCUGCGCGGUCAGCCCGCCGCCUUGGCCACCCCGAGCCUUGGUGCCCGCACGGCCCGGCCCAGGCAGCAGCGUCUCGGUGCCCGUCCGCUCCCUGGGCCCCACCGGUCCCCCACGACCUUCUGGCGGCACGUGUGAAGGACAGGCGUCCGGGGACGCCCUGACGUGGCUGGAAAGGGCAGAUCCGCUUCCUCGGGAGCCUCCAUCUGACCCUCCAACCUGGAGGGUGCGUGGACGGGGCUGCCCGCACAUCGAGUCGGAGACUCCAAGGCCUGGUGCCCGCCGUCAGGAGGGCGGGUCGUGAGGGAGGGUCUCUGUGGCCCAGGGUUGAGGUCACCCCCACGAGCAAACAGAACAAAUAAAAGCCACGGUGAAGG